AUGAAUUUUUCAUCUAAAAAAAAGCAAAUACUUGAACAUUUCGGCCAUAUUCAUAAUUUGAUCUAUAAUGAAGAAGAAAUAAAUGACGAAAAGAACAAUGUUUGUUGUGGGUGCAAGCAGCUAAUAUCAGGUCCUAGUUACAAUUGUUUAAAAUGCAGCUUCUUCCUCCAUAAAGCCUGUGCAGAGCUACCUCGAGAGAUCAACCAUCCCUUGCACAGGAAACACCCUCUCACUCUCUUAAUGGUCCAGCCAUUCUGCACAGGUUGGUGUGAAGAUUGCAACUUCUGUUUAGACUUGAAAUGUGCUACUCUACCAAUCUCAGUUAGACACAGAUUUGAUGAGAAGCAUCCUCUUAAGCUUACAUAUGAUUUUGUUAGCGACAGGUCGUUUGACCAUUACUGUGAGGUAUGCGAGAUGAGAAUAGACCCUGGGACUUAUGUCUUCAACUAUGCACCCUGGUUUUAUGGGUGUAAAGAAUGUGACAUUUCUAUUCACCCUGAAUGUGUUCUUGGAAGGUACCCAUAUAUCAAGUUUGACAGAAGUAGUGCUUAUUCACUUAGUGGAAUCCAUUCACAUGGUCUCACUUUAGUCCAGAAACCUUUUAUCUUGGUCAAGAAGAGAAAGUUCUACCCGCCAUGUGAUCACUGCGCUGAGCCUUUUGACGAGGACUUGGCUCUGCAGUGCAGUCAGUGUAAUUUCAUCAUCCACCGGAAAGGUCCUUGUUUUACCCAAAACGUGCAACAGUAACGGGAGAAACAGACUUUGUUAUUUAUGAAGUUACUAAAAGUCUUCUUACCACAAUUCUUGGUCUUGUACCCAAGAGUAAUAUUUUUUUUUGUUUAUUUAAUAUCUGAUAAAUGAGAUGUAGCCUAUAAGCAACA
This is a messenger RNA of Jatropha curcas, 881 nucleotides long. The record is from RefSeq and is a predicted model, not a curated record. Lineage: Eukaryota; Viridiplantae; Streptophyta; Magnoliopsida; Malpighiales; Euphorbiaceae.